AGACCCGACUUGUAAAGUUUUGGGAUUCCAUUUCUUUCGAAGUGCUGAAGGGCAUAAGCAACUCGUAUAUACCUGACUAACUAAACUUCAAAGUGUUGAAUUGUUUGCUGAAAUGAAACACGCUUCCUUUACUUCACAGCACCCACAACAGUGGAGCUAACACUGAUUUGACACUUUUAAUUGUCUCUCUUGCUAGCACCUGCUGGUACAUGGCUGUUGACAUGUUGCUUUCAGUGUCUGACUGGCAUCUCCUGUGUCUGUGCCCACAGCAACCAAAUAAGUUCAACAAUGUAUUUGCUGACACCACUGUACCUACUUGCGUUUCACUGUAUUCCUAAUAUCAGUUAUUUACCAUACAAAACAAUAUCAUUAAAUACAUCUGUACAUGUUAUAUGUAGUUUUCUAAACGGGUCACUUUAUGGAGUUUCUUGUAGAGUUCAUUGGCAAUUAUUUAGGGAAGUAUUAAGCAACAGCAGGGUGCUUGAGAAAAUGCAUUUCCUGGUUGAAUAUUACGUACAUGCAUUUCUUUCUUUUCAUGGGAGCAAGAGCUCAGAGAAGCCAAAAUUCAGCAAAGAAACACUGCAUGAAUGAAUGAAGGAAUAAAUAAAUAAAGUUUAGUUGCUUCUCAUUAUACAAAGCCUGCCCUGAAACCUUGUCUGACUGCUUUGAGCCACACACGCACAAAAAGCAUUUUGCUUGCUUCCUAUUUGCAAGAGGGGAUGCAUACAUCCCAUGUGUCCUGCAUAAACACUUACACGUGUCAUCGUUUACUCACCAAAAAAAAAAAAAAAAGUAUUACAUGAAGAAUAUUAUGUGAUACUAAUAGAAUAAUAAUUUUAAAAAGCAGUUUGUUUUGAGUAUUACCUUUUAAAAUAAUACGAAGCAAACAUGCCCCAAACUGCAUGCAAAUUCACAUUGUGUUAUGUAAACCCAUGGAUAUUAGCAUUGUAACUUUAGGAUUUAAGACUUUAACACAGACGCGCUGUGAUUUCGGAAAAGAGAUUCUGUGCAGCGCCAGGUAGAAAGAAAGGAGCUUCACGCGGUGGCUGUCAUGCAGCGGCUCGUAUUAUUAGUGGUUAAACUUUGUGUGUACUUUUGGCACACAGGAAUAAAUGCAGUAAAUGUCAAAUCUAAUUCAGAGUUUAGUUUACCAGGGGAUUAUCUUUUAGGAGGACUGUUCCCGGUCCAUAAAACCGAACAGAUUGAUCUGCAAAGGAAGCCCGAAGUAAUACAGUGCUCCAAAUAUGAUUUUUUCCCGGAAGGCUAUAAUCAAUUUCAAGUCAUGAGGUUUGCUGUGGAGGAGAUCAACAACUCGACCUCCCUCCUGCCCGGUGUCACCUUGGGCUAUGAGAUCUAUGACCUCUGUUCCAGUUCUGUGAACAUCAGGGCAGUCCUAGACUUCCUCUCUGACAAUUCAACUCGGUCCGUCCCGUUUGGAGUGGGAUACAGACCGGACCAUCACCUACCCAAGGUCUUGUCAGUGAUUGGGCCUUCCUCCAGCACGGAGGCAUUUUUAACUGCAUCUAUGUUGAUGACCUAUCUUGUGCCACUGAUCAGUCAUUCAGCAUCAAGCAUGCAGUUAAGUGACAAAGCCAGAUUUCCCUCGUUUAUCCGUACGAUCCCAAGCGACAAAAAUCAAGUGGAUGGCAUUGUUCUCCUUUUGCUCAAAUUCAACUGGCGCUGGAUCGCGUUGCUGGGGACAGACGACGAUUACAGCCAGGACGGCAUAAAGGCAUUGAAUGAGCAGACGAGGGAGCACGGCAUCUGUGUGGCCUACGAGAACACAAUCCCACAGAGCAGCAGCGCCGUGGGACAUAUGUUGAGAAACAUUGUCUAUCUCAACGUCAAGGUCGUGGUGGUGUUUGCAACGGGGCAACCCGUCACCGACCUCAUGAGACAGGCCAUCGCCAGCAACGUGGGGGACAUUGUCUGGGUCGCCAGCGAAGCCUGGUCACUGAGUCAGAGCAUACCCAAGAUGCCUGGAAUCAGCAGGGUCGGCACUGUUUUAGGAAUGGCCGUUAAGGGGAUGGCUCUUUCCGGCUUUGACCAGUUUAUCCAGAGUACGAGGAAUUCCUGGAACGGGAGCUUUCAAAAGAAGCCUUCAGCGUUCUUGGGAGCAACCAGCAAUCAGGGAUCAUGCAACCAGCACUGCCCACAGUGCAGCGAGAUCCCCGCGUCAGCCGUCCAGGACUUUGACUCGACAUUCAGUUUUAGCGUUUACUCUGCAGUUUAUGCUGUCGCCCAUGCAUUGCAUCGGGUACUGAAGUGCGACGGGAAAAUCUGCAAAAGAUCAGAGCCAGUUUUUCCUCAUCAGAUCCUGCAAAACAUGAAAGAGGGGAGCUUCACCCUUAACGGCCGAACCAUCAGCUUUGACAAAAAUGGAGACCCGCCCCCCCAAUACGAGGUAGUGUUCUGGGAUACGACCUCACAGCCAGUCAGCUUCAAGAGAGUUGGAUCGUAUGCCUCAGAUUCAGGAGAUUCAGGGACCCGGUUUGUUGUUCGAGAAGAGGAUAUCAAGUGGCACGCUAGUGGCCAGAUCCCUGUAGCGCUGGGUUCCAAGGAUUGUAUCCCGGGUUUUAAAAAGACACCCUAUGGAAUUCACACCUGUUGCUUCAACUGUGAGCCUUGCACUGCCGGAACUUUUGUUAAUCAAAGUGACCCCUAUACCUGCCAGCCGUGUCCAGAGGACGAGUGGUCAGAUGAUGAAAGUGCAUUUUGCCAAAAACGCACCCUGGAAUACCUCGACUACAAUGAUCAUUUCUCCAUCGGGCUGUUGGUGUGUGCGGGUCUGAUGUGUACUGUCUCGGUGGCUGUAGCCAUUGUCUUUGCAGUCCACCACGACACCCCCGUGGUGAAAUCUUCCGGGGGCAAGAUGUGCUUCUUCAUGUUGGGCUGCUUGGGCGUCUCUUGCCUCAGCAUCAGUUGUUUUUUCGGGGUACCCACCACCUGGAAAUGCAUACUGAGAAACCCCGUCUUUGCUGUUUUAUUCACCGCUUGUCUCUGCUGUCUCUCAGUCCGCACCUUCCAGGUAAUCUGCGUUUUCAAAAUAGCCGCCAAGAAUCCCAAAGUUUAUGAGUUCUGGGUCAAGAAAAACGGUCAGUGGAUGUUUGUGACAGCGGCCGUGGGCCUCCAGAUCUUCAUGUGUGGUCUCUGGGUCGGCAUAGAGGGGCCGCACCCUUUCAAUGACACCCAGGCUGUCAGGGGACAGAUUAUCUAUGACUGCGGCAUGGGGAACAUGUUUGCUUUCACAGCAGUGAUAGCUUUCGUCGGCUUGCUCAGCGUGCUCUGUUUCGCUUUCUCCUACUUCGGGAAGGACCUCCCUAAAGACUACAACGAGGCCAAGUACGUGACCUACAGCUUGCUGGUCUUCUUUUUCACCUGGGUUGCGUACUUGACGGCUUACGUCGUCUACAGCGGGAAAUACAUUCCCCUGAUAAACGCCAUCUCAGUGCUGGCUAGUCUGGCCAGUAUCCUGGUGGGUUACUUCAUCCCCAAAUGUUACGUCAUCCUUUUUAAACCAGAGUACAAUACGACAGCACACUUUCAGACAUGCAUUCAGAACUACACUAAGACCAUUAGUAGUAAAUGAUGACUGCUAUUGCAUUAGAUAAGUACAGAUAUAGAUAUAAUUAAGCAGGUAUGUAGC
Messenger RNA from Acipenser ruthenus (sterlet), 3646 nucleotides. Its product is annotated as taste receptor type 1 member 1-like. Gene Ontology annotation, biological process: G protein-coupled receptor signaling pathway. NCBI's taxonomy places the organism in Eukaryota, Metazoa, Chordata, Actinopteri, Acipenseriformes, Acipenseridae. Gene Ontology annotation, molecular function: G protein-coupled receptor activity. Gene Ontology annotation, cellular component: membrane. Bases 1052 to 3589 code for a protein of 845 amino acids. The transcript has 6 exons. The record is from RefSeq and is a predicted model, not a curated record.